Molecule: messenger RNA, 534 nt
Organism: Sycon ciliatum
Lineage: Eukaryota; Metazoa; Porifera; Calcarea; Leucosolenida; Sycettidae
Exons: 1
Coding region: 1-534 (177 amino acids)
Source: RefSeq, a predicted model, not a curated record
AUGACAAUUGCACAUCAUCGCCAGCCUUCGCAGCUCCCGGGAACCACUUUCGACGCUACGCCAGUCAGCGAGGCAGGCCACCUGAAGCUCCUGGGUGUCACCUUUGACUCCCAGCUGACAUAUGCGCAGCACAUCCGCACGAUCCGCUCCAGAGCACAGCAACUCCUAGGCUUCCUGCGGAAGGCCUCUGCUAUCCUAGAGCCCCCUGGCCGACUCCGAGCCUACAAUGGGUUUGUCCGACCUGUGCUGGAGUAUUGUCCCCUGGUCUGGCUUGGUGCGCCACCCUCACACUUGGCCAAGCUAGACCAGAUCCAGCGACGAGCCAUCCACAUCAUCGGAUCGGGCUCCUGGCUCCCUAGUCUAUCUCUGGGGCGAACAGUGGCCUCGCUUGCAUACUUGUACAAGCUAUUCUGCCUAGAUGCGGACAGCCCGCUAAAGAAGAUCCUCCCCCCCUGGUGCCCAACGUCGACCUCGGGACAUACAGCCCACCCGCGUGUCUGCUCAGCCUACGCACCCACACCAGCUAUCGACUAA